AUGACGCAUUCCGAUUCUGAGCCACCCUCACCGCCACCUCGGUAUUCAACCGAACAAGACGACCCAAUGUCCCGAAAAAGUGACGACAAGGACGAUGCGAACAUGAUGAACGCCGAUCGCAUGAUACCCAAAAAAGCGUGGCACGACAAGAAGGUGCAGCUGGUGUCACAUGUUGACAACCAUCAUCAUCAUCACCACCACCACCAACAACAACAACAACAUCAACAUCAUCAUCAUCAUCACCGACAUUUAUCUCCAACAUCCUCUGCUGUUCGUCGUUCUCGUGCUGAUACGAUGCCUUCACAAUCUACUGCGUUUCCUUACCUUUCAUCCGAUCCAGCAACAAUAGCUGCAUUAUCCAAAACAUCAGCUGCAAAAGAUGUUCCUACACGCUCAUCGGUAGCAGCAGCAGCAGCAGCAGCGACAUCCAAACAAGUUGUCCCACCAUCUUCGUCAUCAGCUGCAACUCUCCGUACUCGUUCUGGUUCAGUGACACUACCACCAUCAUUAGCAGCAAAUCCAUUUGGUGAAGGCAUUUUUAGCAACAAUUGGGGAAGAGAACAUGUCCAAAGCCCCACAACACCAACAACGGAUCAACUCUUGGAAGGUGAAGGAAAUACAAUAGCAAGCACUCUUGCACAAUUGGGAUUGGAUGAUGAACGUGAUAAAAGGCAUACUAUCCACACACGUCACUCUUAUUCAUCCUUGAGAUCAGUGGCCAAUUGGCAUCAUCCACACCGUCACUCGGGGCAUGAAAGUAUCAUGGAUACGCCUUGGGGAACAACAACAACGACUACUACGACACCUGCAACAACAACAACAACAUCUCAGGCACCACCUAUUUCCGAAUCCAUGGUUCCUUUCUCUGCAGUAGCCGAAUCGCCGAAUAUAGACCCCUCGCUUAUAAUGGCUAAAUUCCAAUCCCAGACUGGUAGACCACGCGCUAUCAGCAUGAGUGUUGCUGGUUCUCAUCACUAUGCACCACCACAUCAACCACCUGCUGCAAAUUCAUCAACCGAUGACCUAUCACGCAACUUGCUCUCUCCUUCUUACCGAUCCAUUUGGCACCCGCCUCUCCGUCAUCGCUAUCAACAACAACACAAUCCUAGUCGUUUACGCACUUCCAAUAGCAGCGCCGAUCUUUUGGAAUUGAUGGCUAGGCAACGCACUUCCAUGGCAACCGAUGAUGCCGCACACGAUGAUUGGGAUGCUAUUCCGUUUGGUGGCAGCAGCAGCCAGUCAUCCAAUUAUGACUUUGCAAGUGUUGGAGAAGCUGAUAUGGAUCCACCCAUCUCAUCUGGUAAAAAUUCGCCUGGUGCUACACAAGCCCCUACACGAUCCCUUUGGUUGGGCAAUAUUGAUCCAUCAUUGACCACUCAAGACCUCACCUGUGUCUUUGCUCCCUUUGGCACAAUCGAGAGUGUGCGUAUCCUACCGGAUCGAGAAUGCGCCUUUGUCAAUUUUAUUUCAGUGGAAGAUGCAUUACGUGCCAAAGAUGAGCUCGUACACAAGAUGAAUGGGCGACUCGGUAAUACUCCCGUAAAAGUUGGAUUUGGAAAGCCUGAGCCACCCACAUGCGGAGAUAUUGGUCCCAACGCCCAACAGGAACCCACUCGUGCACUAUGGAUUGGGAACAUUCCUGCAACAACAACUUAUUCGACGUUGCUAUCAAUUUUCUCUCCUUUUGGUGCCAUUGAAUCUGUUCGUGUGCUCACUCACAAGAAUUGUGGGUUCGUCAACUUUGAAUGUCUCGAGGACGCUGUUCGGGCUAAAAAGGCGUUGCAGAAUACCGAAAUUAUGGGACCCAAUACGGGUGCAGUGCGUAUUGGUUUUGCCAAGGUGCCUGUUAAAACAGCUGCUGGUGGAUAUACAACGACACUUGAGGAUGUUGCUGGCAACAAUGGAGAUGGUGAUGCUACCACUAAGAUGGGUUGGGCGGCUCUUAACAAUGGCACCAAUUCUGAGGAAUACCAGCAAAUGAUGAUGUACAUGAUGGCUGAGAUGAUGGGCCCUGGUUCUACCAAUCUUUAUGCAGCUGUGGCAAGAGAACGACAAAUCAUCAUGCAGCAAUUAGGUGACACGGGUGAUGAUGAAAAUGAUGGCCCUGCAUUUGAUGAGCUUCAUUUACCUCUCAGCUACUUCCCAACCAUCCCACCAGCACCUGAGUUAGGCCAAACUCGCAAGAUUGAUAUUGCUCGACUAAGGGAUAUCAGAAAAAGAUUGGAUACGGGCUAUAUCUCAAUUCAAGAAUUGGAGAUGAUUGCUGUGGAAUGCGUGGAUGAAAUAGUGGAGCUUUGCAGUGAUUACAUAGGCAACACGGUGAUUCAACGGCUAUUUGAGAGGUGCUCAGAGGCAACUCGAUCAAGAAUGAUAGAGGUAGUGGCCCCUUACUUGGCGUCUAUUGGGAUACACAAGAAUGGAACAUGGGCAGCACAAAAGAUUAUCGACACUGGGCGUUUGCCCGAACAGAUCAAUCGCAUUUGUGAAAGUCUUCUUCCAUAUGUGCCUGCAUUAUUGCUUGACCAGUUUGGCAAUUACGUUGUGCAAUGUUGUCUUGGAUUGGGACCCGAGCGUAAUCAAUUUAUCUUUGAUGCCAUUGUGGAUAAUUGCUGGGAGAUCGCUCAAGGUCGAUUUGGUGCCCGUGCCGUGAGAGCGACAUUGGAGAGUCCGCAUGUGACAAAACGUCAACAACGUUACAUUGCAGCCACAAUUGUGCAACAUGCUUCAGUCUUGGCCACCAAUGCCAAUGGUGCUCUUUUGUUGAUUUGGUUACUCGACACAUCAGGCAUACCAGGACGUUAUCGUGUUCUUGCUCCACGCCUCAUCCAUGAUAAACGCAACUUGACACGUCUUUGUACUCAUAAGCUUGCUUCAUUGACUGUACUCAAGAUUAUCAAUCAGCGACAAGAGCCUGAUGCACGUGCCCUUAUCCUCGACGCUCUUAUUUUUUCAACCGCCGACCCUGUGAUUGAUGAUGUAUUGAUGGAUCAAGUACAUGGUGUCAACCUUGUUCAAAAGAUUUUGUCAAGCUCGUACGUUGAUUUACGUGAACGACAGCGCAUUGCAGAACGUGUCAAGCAAAUUUUGAACAAGCUCAAGUUACAACAUGUUCAAGGAUACAAGCGUUUGAUGGAAGAAAUCAACAUGGUUAUGGGUGACUCAAAUCCUGGAGCAAGUUUGGGUGCUUUACCAGGGCUCGUUCCACCCUCCUUUGCAAUGAAUCCUGAAAUUGCUGCUGCUCUACACGCCAAAUACCUUGCUGCUAUGGCAGCUUCUACCAAUACCAGCACCAAUGCCAAUACCAGACGCGAAUCGGAUGAAAAGCAAUCUGGAUCAGACAACAAACCAUUCAUGUAA
Lichtheimia ornata is the source of this 3357-nucleotide messenger RNA. RefSeq lists its product as uncharacterized. Gene Ontology annotation, molecular function: RNA binding. The record is from RefSeq and is a predicted model, not a curated record. The coding region runs from base 1 to 3357 and encodes 1118 amino acids. The transcript is spliced from 8 exons. NCBI's taxonomy places the organism in Eukaryota, Fungi, Mucoromycota, Mucoromycetes, Mucorales, Lichtheimiaceae.